AUGGAGUCGGUGAAGGGGUGGGUGGCGGCCAACUACGCGGAGGCCAUGGCGUCGAUACAGCACUCGCUGCGCGUCGCCUACGUGGUCUUCUCCUUCUGCGCCGCCUUCUUCCUCGGCGGCAUCAAAGGCACGCCCGUUCUUGUAAUCAAUCGCGUCUUGCCAUCUUCUGAUUUUGGAGCCUUGCUUUGCUUGGGGCCUUGGGGGUUCUGCGCCCACGUGUUCUUACUUCUCUCAAAUGGAUGUGCAGCGAUGGUGGUCGGACCCGUUGCCGCCGCGCUGAUGAUAGUGGGCAACGUCGGCGUCAUACUCGUGCUCUUCCCGGCGCACGUUUGGUGGACAAUCUACUCGCUCGUCAAGACUGACCGUGUCAACGCGGGCCUGAAAUUAGCCGUGCUCUUGGCGCUGCCCGUGCUGUUCGGCCUCUGGCUGGGGCUCGGCAUCUUCGGCAGCGCGCUGGUGGCUCUCGGGUACGGCUUCUUCACGCCGUGGAUCUCCACCUUCGAGGCGUUCCGGCAGGAAAGCGAGGCCAAGAAGUUCGUGCACGGCAUUGUGGACGGGACGUGGGGCACGAUCAAGGGCAGCUGCACGGUGGUUAGGGACUUCGCCGACAUAUGCUUCCACUCCUACCCGGUCUACCUCAAGGAGCUGCGCGAGAGCUGCCAGAAUCGUGAGCCCCAUUCGAUAAGGUUGCUUGAUGUGCCGUCAUGUAUAGUUGUUGCUCUCCUGGGGCUAGUCGUCGACAUACCGCUUUACACAGUGAUUGCGCUGAUCAAGAGCCCCUAUAUGCUCUUCAAAGGCUGGCAGAGGCUGCUGCAUGACCUUAUAAGCCGAGAAGGCCCGUUCCUUGAAACAGUUUGCGUGCCAAUCGCUGGCCUGGCUAUCCUUUUCUGGCCACUGGUGGUGGUUGGGAGCGUUUUGUUGGCUAUCGUCUCAAGCAUUUUCGUGGGGCUCUACGGAGCAGUCAUUGUUUUCCAGGAGAAGUCCUUCCAAAGGGGAGUUUCAUAUGUUGUGGCCAUGGUUGCGGAGUUUGAUGAGUACACCAAUGACUGGCUUUACCUCCGCGAAGGAACAGUUCUCCCAAAGCCGUCCUAUAGAAAGAGAAAAUCAUCCAACUCCACAGAAUUCUCAGUCAGAACAAAUGCCUCUGUCAAAGGAACUGGUCCCAGUGAAGCACCGGCGAUGUUGGUUCCGAAUUUGGCUCCUGCAAGAUCAGUAAGAGAGGCUAUACAGGAAGUCAAAAUGGUCCAGAUAUGGGAAAACCUGAUGAAGUCAUGCGAACAGAGGGGCAGGGACCUUCUGAACCUGAAUGUCAUAACAACCGCCGGCCUGACCGAGUGGUUAAGGGCAAAGGAGAGCGGCCACGAGACCAUAAGUCUGGGCCUGCCUUCGUACAACCUGCUGUGCACCGUGCUGCAAUCGAUCAAGGCCGGCUCCGGUGGGCUGGUGCUGGGCAACUUCGAGGUCAACCAGCACAACAGGCCCCAGGACCGGCUGCUGGACUGGAUCUUCCACCCCGUGCUGGUCCUUAAAGAGCAGAUACAGGCGCUGAAGAUGACCGAGGAGGAAGUGAGGUUCCUGGAGAAGCUGACCGUUUUCGUUGGCAACGCCGCGAGCGCUGGUGGGUGGGAUAAUGGCGCCGAGAUGCCCCAGGAUCCUGUGAGGUUGGCACAGAUUCAGGCCAUCAGUAGAAGGCUGGUUGGAAUUGUGAGGAGCCUGUCGAAGUUCCCGACGUACAGGAGGAGAUACAGGCACGUCGUGAAGCUGCUCAUCGCCUACUCCAUCGAGAGGGAAAGCUCGUCGGCUUCAGGGCACUCGGCUUCUUACUUCGAGAUAACACAGCUGGACCCUUUUGUCACACGGUUCGUCGAGUCCCUGUCGAAAGCUGGCACGGUGGCACCUGGCAUUACAGCAGCAAGCGAGAAUUCGAUGGAUCGGUUCCCCCUUCUUGAUCCAAGGUUCGAUGAGCACCACCGGGCUCGGAGGAUCGAGAACGGAGAGGUUUUGAAUGUGCUGAGGCCAAUGACACAUGAGGCCUCUACGACCAUGGUCUACGACGAGAGGUACACGCCCUCCCAAGUGAUUUGGAUGUGGGAGAGGCUUCCAGUUGGGAGACCGCAUCAGCUUGAUCCCCCACAACCUUGGUUUCCUCAAGGAGACGCAGUUGUCGCCCCUACCGUGGCACACCUCUACGAGCGAGCCCACGGAACAUACCACGUGUCACGCCACGCGUACAUCAGCUUCACCAACGAGCUGGACACCCUUUUGCCACAGCAUACGUUCCCGGAUGUGGCGGUCCCACAACGACUUGGUGCUUGGACCUUCUCUGCACAUGUUGGAGGGACUUCAUCUUCACAUGGUGCACAUGGUGGCGAUACUUCUUCUUCACAUGGUGCAAAGAACAUCGCAGAGGGUGGUCAAGGACAUGGUCAUUAUGAUGAUGAAGAUGAUGAAGGAUGGGAGAGUACUAUGAUCAUGAGUAUGAUGAGAUUGGCAUGUCCCGGCUUGGAGAUGCACCCCAAGGAACUCAAGGCCCCUCCGGUUCGGACGCCCACAUAG
Messenger RNA from Miscanthus lutarioriparius, 2556 nucleotides. The record is from the annotation of a GenBank genome assembly. Lineage: Eukaryota; Viridiplantae; Streptophyta; Magnoliopsida; Poales; Poaceae.